AUGGCCGACCUCAAACCCCUCCUCAAGAAACUCUGGCCCAUCCCCGCCGGCGGCAGCCAAGUCACCGCCGACGAGAUCGCCGAAGCCAUCUCCCACUUCUUCACCAACCAGGUCUCGACCGCCCAGGCCGCCUCCCUCCUCAUCGCCCUGCACUUCACCAACCUCGACCGCAACGCCGACGUCAUGGCCGCCUCGGCCGCCGCCAUGCGCCGCGCCGCCGCCCAGGUCGACAUCCCCUCCCUCCGCGCCGUCGUCUCCGCCAAGCGCCUCGCCGCCGGCGACUACCGCGGCGGGCUCUGCGACAUCGUCGGCACGGGCGGCGACUCGCACAACACCUUCAACAUCUCCACCACCGCCUCCGUCGUCGCCUCCGCCUGCCUCGUCGUCAGCAAGCACGGCAACAAGGCUUCGACCUCCAAGAGCGGCUCCGCCGACCUGGUCGCCCACAUGCGGCCCGUCGCCCCCGUCCUCGCCGCCGUCGCCCCCCGCAGCCUGAGCCGCGUCUACGCCGCCACCAACUACGCCUUCCUGUUCGCCCCCGUCUUCCACCCGGGCAUGCGCUUCGUGGCCCCGCUGCGCAGGGAACUCCCCUGGCGGACCAUCUUCAACCUGCUCGGCCCCCUGGCGAGCCCGGUCGAGGACGCCCUCGAGGCGCGCGUCAUCGGCGUCGCGCGCCGCGAGCUGGGCCCCGUCUUCGCCCGCGCCCUCGCCGUCGCCGGGUGUCGUAAAGCCCUCGUCGUGUGCGGCGAGGAGGAGCUGGACGAGGUGAGCUGCGCGGGGCCCACCCUCUGCUGGCGCCUGCGCGAGUCGGGCCACCAUGACCAAACGGUCGUGGGUGCGGGGGAGGCGGCGCCGGGGGUCGUGACGGAGCAUUUCAAGGUUCGCCCUGCGGAUUUCGGCCUCUCGGUCCACCCGCUCGAUACGGUGUCGCCCGGCAAGGAACCGUCGGAAAAUGCGGACAUUCUGAAGCGCAUUCUUGGUGGCGAACUCCCCGAUGAUGACCCCAUUUUGGAGUUUGUUCUCAUGAACACCGCUGCGUUGUUUGUUGCUUCGGGUAUUUGCGAGGCUGACUCGAGCGCCAUGGGUCCCGGUGAUGAUGGGAACGUUAUUACUGAGCGAGGACCUGGCGGCGAGAGGUGGAAGGAGGGCGUGCGGAGGGCGCGCUGGGCCAUCAAGAGCGGCGAGGCUUGGAGACAGUGGGAGGCUUUUGUCCAGGUUACGAAUGAUAUUGGCGGUGUUUUGCCUUGA
Sodiomyces alkalinus F11 is the source of this 1248-nucleotide messenger RNA. RefSeq names its product anthranilate phosphoribosyltransferase. Bases 1 to 1248 code for a protein of 415 amino acids. The record is from RefSeq and is a predicted model, not a curated record. The transcript has a single exon. Gene Ontology annotation, molecular function: anthranilate phosphoribosyltransferase activity. Lineage: Eukaryota; Fungi; Ascomycota; Sordariomycetes; Glomerellales; Plectosphaerellaceae. Gene Ontology annotation, biological process: L-tryptophan biosynthetic process. Gene Ontology annotation, cellular component: cytosol.